AUGGCUGUGAAAACAUCCCAAUCUGAAGAUCCAACCUUUGAACUCAUGACGAGAACAGGGACUCUUCGUCGUGAGGGCACCCGCUCAGAGAUGCAAGAUCUUGAAAUCAUUGCUUCAGCGGGUGCUUCAUUUCGACCAGGCGACAUUCCUCCUCCUCCAGAUGGUGGCCUUCAUGCCUGGACGCAAGUCGCCAUGGGCUGGAUCGCCAUCUUUGCAACAUGGGGCUAUGUCAACUCUUUUGGCAGUUUCCAAGCCCACUACACUUCUACACUCCCUCAGACACCGUUCCAAAUCUCAUGGAUUGGGUCUAUCCAGGUCUGGUUCACUUUCUUCGGAAGUGCCUUUUCUGGAAGACUGUUGGAUGCUGGGUUCUGGGUUCCUACCUUCAUUGUAGGCUCGACACUACAGCUUCUGGGAAUUUUCACAAUGAGCUUGUCGACUUCGUACUGGCAUCUCAUGAUAACUCAGGGCGUCGUCACAGGUAUCGGUGGAGGAAUCAUCUUUGCCCCUUCGCUGGCUCUGGUGGCGACAUACUUUGAGAAACGAAGAGGUAUAGCCAUCGGUCUCGUCACCACUGGCAACUCUCUAGGCGGAACUGUUUAUCCUCUCGUUGUGAGGACGUUGCUCCCAGAGAUUGGAUUCUCAUGGACGGCAAGGGUGCUGGGGUUUAUUAACCUCAUAGGUUUUGUUCUGGUGGCUAUCUUUAUGAGGCCUAGACUUCCGCCACGACAGACGGGACCGAUCAUCGACUGGACGGCGUUUAAAGAUGUGCUUUAUCUUUGCUAUGUGAGCGGCUUGUUCUUUUUCGUGUGGUCUGUUUACUACACUUUCUACUAUCUUGCAUCGUUUGGACAAGAUGAAAUCGGCAUGUCAUUCGCUGAUUCAUCCAUCCUUACAACCAUCAUCAACGCCGUCGGUCUUCCAACCCGAGUUUUGAUUCCCUUCCUCGCUGAUCGAAUCGGUCCAUUAAACACCAUCGCUCCAGCUGGAAUGUGCGUAGCCAUCGUUGCGUACACAUGGCUAGCAGUACACAACGAAACAGGAGUCUACGUCUUUUCUAUCUUCUACGGCAUAGCAUCAGGUGCUUUCCAGAGUCUCAUGCCUACUGGUGUUGCUAGUAUCACAACUAGGCUUGACACCAUUGGUACGAGAAUGGGAAUGUGUUUUAGUCUUAUUUCCUUUGCGGGUUUGUCUGGACCGCCUAUCGGUGGCUUGCUGCAGUCGAAGAGUCUGGAGGGUGCACAUGUUUGGGCUGCUUUGUCAAGUACACUCGCUGCAAUUCUUCUAGUGUUGGCGAGAGUGCUGAAAGUAGGAUGGAAGGUAAAGACUCGAUGUUAA
Messenger RNA from Fusarium pseudograminearum CS3096, 1338 nucleotides. RefSeq lists its product as uncharacterized. Gene Ontology annotation, biological process: transmembrane transport. The transcript is spliced from 3 exons. Gene Ontology annotation, cellular component: fungal-type vacuole membrane. Bases 1 to 1338 code for a protein of 445 amino acids. Lineage: Eukaryota; Fungi; Ascomycota; Sordariomycetes; Hypocreales; Nectriaceae. The record is from RefSeq and is a predicted model, not a curated record. Gene Ontology annotation, molecular function: transmembrane transporter activity.